AUAAAGCCUGGUAAAUUUGACCAGGCUGAAGACAGGAAGUGAGGCACAAUACGGCCCUGAGAUUUUUCCCUCAUGAUGGGGAAAGUCAGACUUCCUCAUUCAGGUUUCACACUAUUUCUCCUUGUCCUGUUUUCUACCAAUGCCUCAAACUCUGCAGAACCACAGUAUAUGGUGCUCGUCCCCUCUCUGCUCCACACUGGGACCCCUGAGAAAGGCUGCCUCCUUCUAAGCCACCUGAAUGAGACAGUGACUGUAAGUGCUUCUCUGGAGUCUCCCAGGGAGAACAGGAGACUCUUCACUGACCUGGUGGCAGAGAAGGACUUAUUCCGCUGUGUCUCCUUCACGCUCCCAAGAAUCUCACCCUCUUCAGAGGUGGCUUUCUUCACUGUCCACAUAAAGGGACAAACACAAGACUUCAGGAAGAGGAGCAGAGUGCUGGUAAAGAAUGAUCAAAGUCUCGUCUUUGUCCAGACAGACAAACCCAUCUAUAAACCAGGACAGACAGUAAAAUUCCGCAUUGUCUCUGUGGAUGAAAAUUUUCACCCCCUAAAUGAACGGAUUCCACUGGUAUACCUUGAGAACCCCAAAAGGAAUCGAAUUGGACAAUGGCAGAAUCUCAAGUUAGAAAGUGGCCUCAAACAGUUAGCCUUUCCCCUCUCAUCAGAGCUGAUUCAGGGCUCCUACAAGGUGGUGGUAGAGAAGGAAUCAGGCGGAAAUAUACAGCACCCCUUCACCGUGGAGGAAUUUGUGGUUCCCAAGUUUGAGGUCAAAGUUCAAGUCCCAAAGAUAAUCAGUAUCCUGGAUGAAAAAAUGGACAUAUCAGUAUGUGGAAUAUACACCUAUGGGAAACCUGUGCCAGGACGUGCAACCGUGCGCAUGUGCCGAAAAUUAUUUCAUUCUUUUUAUUGUCCAAAGAAAGAGUUCUGUGAGGAAUUCAGUCACCAGCUCAACAGCAAUGGCUGCAUCACCCAACAAGUAAACACAAACUCGUUCCAACUUAAGAAUGCGGGUUAUGAAAUGGAACUUACAGUGGAAGCCACGAUUAGAGAAGAGGGAACAGACCUAGAGUUCACUGGAAGUGGGACCAGUAAAAUCACAAACGUUGUAACCAGAGUCGAGUUUGUGAAAGUGGAUUCACACUUUCGAAGAGGAAUACCCUUCUUUGGUCAGGUGCUCCUGGUAGAUGGGAAAAAUGUGCCCAUUCCCAAUAAACUCGUUUUCAUCUCCGCACUUGAAGCCAAUUAUCUUUUCAAUGCAACUACCAAUGAGCAGGGUCUUGCACAGUUUUCAAUCGAUACUACCAAUAUGUUGACUAACCACCUUUUUAUUACAGCCUACCAUGAGAAAGGUGACAUGUGUUACAGGAUUGCGUUUCUGCAAGAAGAACACCGGGCUGCUCAGCACACUGCAAGACAUGUUUUCUCCUUAAGUGGAAGUUUCAUUGACUUGGAGCCUGUGGUUGGUACCCUGCCCUGUGACCAAACACAGACUAUCAGGGCACACUAUAUACUCAAGGUGCCAGCCCCUGGGGAACUGAAGGAGUUCGUUUUCUAUUACCUGAUCAUGGCUAAGGGAGGCAUCGUCAGAUCAGGAACACAUGCUCUGCCUGUAGAGCCAGGAGACAUGAAAGGCAGCUUUUCCUUAGACUUCCCUGUGAAGUCAGACAUUGCUCCCAUUGCACGAUUGUUCAUCUUUACCAUUUUCCCAAAUGGAGAAGUUAUUGGAGAUUCACAGAGUUUUGAGAUUGAAAACUGUCUAGCCAACAAGGUGGAUUUGAGCUUCAACCCAGCAGUAAGUCUUCCAGCCUCGCAGGCCCACCUGCGAGUCACAGCUUCUCCUCAGUCGCUCUGUGCCCUCCGCGCAGUGGACCAAAGCGUGCACCUCCUGAGGUCUGAGGCAGAGCUCUCCCCGUCCUCGGUAUAUAAUCUGCUACCUGUAAAGGAUCUCACUUAUUUCCCUCAAAAUUUGGACCAGGAGGAGGAAGAACAAGCAAACUGUCGUUAUACUCGUUCUACUCCUCCUAUUGGUGGAAGCUUCUCUAUUCCCUCAGUUAAUUACUAUAUUAAUUAUGAUGAAGAAGAAGAUAUGUAUAGCUUCUUAAAGGGUAUGGGAUUAAAGGUACUCACCAACUCUAAAAUACAAAAACAGAGGUCAUGUACAAUGAGACAUGUACUAGCUGCUGCACCACCACCAGGAAUGCCUGGACCAUAUGGAGGUUUGGGAGGUGUAGGGAUGCUGUAUAGUCCUCCAAUUGGUGCAGCUGCUGCAAUACCUGCAAAUAAUAUGCCAAGUCCAGAGCCAGUCUCUGAAACAGUGCGGAGUUAUUUCCCUGAGACCUGGAUCUGGGAGCUGGCAAUGGUGGACUCAUCGGGCGUGGCCGAAGUAGGAGUAACAGUCCCUGAUACCAUCACUGAGUGGAAGGCAGGAGCCUUCUGCCUGUCCAAUGACACUGGACUUGGUUUCUCUCUUCCCACCACUCUCCGAGCCUUCCAGCCCUUCUUUGUGGAACUCACAAUGCCCUACUCUGUGAUUCGUGGAGAGGCCUUCACACUCAAGGCUACUGUCCUAAACUACCUUCCCAAUUGCAUCCGGGUCAGUGUGCAACUGCAAGCCUCUCCAGCCUUCCUGGCAGCCCAAAACGAAAAGGGGAAAGAAUCCUACUGCAUCUGUGUAAAUGAGCGGCAAACCUUGUCUUGGGCAAUAACUCCCAAAACUCUGGGGAAUAUGAACUUCUCGGUGAGCGCCCAGGCAGUGAAGUCCCUAGAGCUUUGUGGAAAUAAGGUUGCUGAGGUCCCUGAGAUUGGGAGGAAAGACACGGUCAUCAAAACCCUAUUGGUGGAACCUGAAGGUAUUGAGCAAGAAAAGACUUUCAAUUCUAUGGCCUGUACCUCAGGUACUGAAAUAUCUGAGCAAUUAUCCCUGAAGCUCCCACCAAAUGUGGUCAAAGAAUCUGCCAGAGCCUCUUUCUCAGUUUUGGGUGACAUACUAGGUUCUGCUAUGCAAAAUACACAGAAUCUCCUCCAGAUGCCCUAUGGCUGCGGAGAACAAAACAUGGUCCUUUUUGCUCCUAACAUCUAUGUCUUGAACUAUCUGAGUGAAACCCAACAGUUGACUUCAGAGAUCAAGUCUAAGGCCAUUGCCUUUCUCGUCAGUGGUUACCAGAGGCAGCUGAACUACAAACAUCAAGAUGGUUCCUAUAGCGCCUUCGGGGAUCAGUCUGGCAGAAAUGAGGGCAACACUUGGCUCACAGCCUUUGUACUGCAGACCUUUGCCCAGGCUAAAAGCUACAUCUUCAUUGAUGAAGCACACAUUACCCAAGCCCUCGUGUGGCUCUCCCAGAGGCAAAAGGAGAAUGGCUGUUUCAGAAACUCUGGGUCACUGCUCAACAAUGCCAUUAAGGGAGGAGUGGAAGACGAAGUGACCCUCUCUGUCUACAUCACUAUUGCUCUUCUGGAGAGUGGUCUUCCAGUCACUAACUCUGUUGUUCAAAUGGCCCUACUCUGCCUGGAGUCUGCCUGGAAUACAGCAAAGGAGGGGCCCCGUGGAAGCCAUAUCUACACCAAGGCAUUGUUGGCCUACGCUUUUGCCCUAGCAGGAAACCAAAAUAGGAGGGGAGAAAUACUGAACUCUCUGGAUGAAGAAGCUGUGAAAGAAGACAACACCGUCCACUGGGAACGACCUCAAAAAAACAGGGCACCAGAAGGGUAUUUUUACCAACCCCAGGCUCCCUCUGCUGAGGUGGAGAUGACAUCCUAUGUGCUCCUGGCAUACCUCACUGCCCAGCCUGCCCCAAGCUUAGAGGACCUGACUUCUGCAUUGCACAUUGUGAAGUGGAUCAUAAAGCAACAGAAUUCCUAUGGGGGUUUCUCCUCCACCCAGGACACAGUGAUAGCUCUCCAUGCCCUGUCUAAAUAUGGAGCAGCCACUUUCAUCAGGACUCAGAAAACUGCACAAGUGACCAUUCGUGAUUCAAAAACCUUUUCCACAAAAUUCCAAGUGGAUAGCAACAACCUCCUGUUACUGCAGCAGGUCUCAUUGCCAGAGCUGCCUGGGGAAUACACCAUAACAGUGACUGGGGAAAGAUGUGUGUAUCUUCAGACAUCCAUGAAAUAUAAUAUCCUUCCAGAAAAGGAGGAUUCCCCAUUUGCCUUGGAGGUACAAACUCUGCCCCAAACUUGUGAUGGACCCAAAGCCCAUACCAGCUUCCAGAUCUCAGUGAAUGUCAGUUACAGAGGGAGCCGCCCUGUCUCCAAUAUGGUGAUUGUUGAUGUGAAAAUGGUAUCUGGUUUUAUUCCCUUGAAACCAACAGUAAAAAUGCUUGAAAGAUCUAACCAUGUGAGCAGGACAGAAGUGAGCAAUAACCAUGUCAUCAUUUAUGUGGAACAGGUGACAGCUCAGACACUAAGCUUUUCUUUCACGGUUCUGCAAGACAUCCCAGUAAGAGACCUAAAGCCAGCGAUUGUUAAAGUCUAUGAUUACUAUGAGACACAUGAGUCCGCUAUUGCUGAGUACACUGCCCCCUGCAGCAUAGAUGCAGAGCAAGACAAUGUUUGAGGACCACAUUUAGACUACAUCCUUUGCUGGAUUCCCUGUCCUGUACUUGAAUUUAGAAAGAAUUGGGUUGUUUAUCUCUGUAAAACAGACAUCAAAAAGGCUUGUUGAAUAAAUAUAUACUUCUAAUCAAGCUAUU
Molecule: messenger RNA, 4690 nt
Organism: Myotis myotis
Lineage: Eukaryota; Metazoa; Chordata; Mammalia; Chiroptera; Vespertilionidae
Gene: PZP
Product: PZP alpha-2-macroglobulin like
Exons: 36
Coding region: 73-4554 (1493 amino acids)
Cellular component (GO): extracellular region
Molecular function (GO): endopeptidase inhibitor activity
Source: RefSeq, a predicted model, not a curated record